ACAGUGCUCGGUGCUGCUGCUCCUGGCCACUGUGGUUUUUACAGUAGGGUGGGACCACCGCGUGGAUUGGGUUGUGGAGCCGAGGGCUGUGCUGGUGCUCCGAGGCUGAGCUCGUAGAGUGCGCGCAGGACUGGGAUCCUCUUCCCGGAAGGUCAGCUUCCGGGCUCGGCCUCUCUCUCAGAAGGCGCCGGAGUGCGAAGGCACCGACUGGCCUUGCAAGGCGGCUGCCCCAAACUCCUCGGCUAAUUCCUCUCUUCCAUUUUCCAGGUAACAAUGGCUGCCGUGUGUACUUCCUCAGAGAUCAUAGCAAUAAAACGAACAAGACUGCUUCAAAUCCUCCAACAGGAUCCUGAUUCUGUCUUAGACACAUUAACGUCUCAGAGACUGAUUUCCGAAGAAGAGCAUGAGACUCUAGAAAAAGUUACAGAUCCUCUGAAGAAAAGUCGGAAGCUGUUAAUUUUGGUACAGAAAAAGGGUGAGGUGAGCUGUGAAUGUUUUCUUAAGUGCUUGUUUAGUAUGUUUCCUGAGUCAGCCACCACUUUGGAUUUAAAGCAUGAAGUUUUGCAACUUGAGAAUAUAGCACCACCUCAAUCUAUGGGAGUAAGCAAGAAUUCAGAAGAUACUUUUUCCCUUGGGAAGAAAACCCCAGAGAAUCCUGAGAUCACAAAGUUCUCUGAAGAGAAAGAAUGCUUGGAUUUGGAAACAUCUGAGUUUUUCCAGGACAAAGAAAGUAGUUAUAGGGAAGCUUUGUUGCCUUCCAGGGGGAGCAAGAGGGAAGUCACAAUGCCGUAUUCAGUUGAUAGAGUUGAGUAUGAAAUUCCAGCAACUAUUACAUAUUUAAAAGAUGGAGAGCGAUAUGAGGAGCCAGAUGAUUCACUGUACUUAGGACAAGAGGAAUAUCAACAGUCUUCUGGGUAUCCUGAUGACAUAGAGACCAUUGUGGAAGAAGGGGCUUGUGAUGACCAACAGUACGUUCUAGAUGAUGGUGAAGAGGAACCUGAGUAUUCAGAAACCACAGAGUACUCUAGUGAAGAAAAGAGCUAUGAGGAUUCAGAAACCAGUAUUUCAUUAGAGGAGGAAGAGAAAAGGAUGGAAGAAAGAAAAAAGAUAUUUCAACAUGUUCUGUCCUGUUUGAGCAUGGAUAGAAGCAGAAAGCUUCUCCCAGAUUUUGUUAAACAGUUCUCCUUAGAUCGAGGCUGUAAGUGGAUGCCCAAGACUCCAGGAGACUUAGCUUGGAAUUUCCUGUUGAAAGUUCAAGCGCUAGACUUAACGGCCAGAGAUUUCAUCCUCCAGCACAGGGCUCUAGAUGAAGAUGACAAAGAGGAAUUGCUGACCAGAAUGGAGACUUUAGAAAUUGAAGACAUACAAACCAUUAAUCCCCUUGAUGUCCUUUGUGCCUGCAUGCUCUGUUCAGACAGCUCUUUACAACGCGAAGUCAUGUCCAACAUGUACCGAUGCCAGUUUGCUCUUCCCCUACUCCUGCCAGAUGCAGAAAACAACAAAAGCAUCUUAAUGCUGGGGGCUAUGAGAGACGUAAAGAAGCCGGCGGCACCAUCCUCAGGAAGGCCCCCUACGGAUACAGACAAGUUUCUGAGUCUCAUGAAGAUGCCUUUCAUCUCUUUUGUGCGACUAGGACACUUUAGCUUCUCUAAGUCCAGAAUCCUCAAUACGUUACUCAACCGCACCCAAUGGAAAUCGCACAAAAUCUUUCUCCAUAAGGAUUUUUCCAUUCCGGUACUUCCUCGACAAAUUUCUGAUGGCCUCGUUGAGAUAACAUGGUAUUUUCCCGACAGCGAUGUGUUAAAGGAAAGCCCUCACUUUUUCCAAAAGCCCGUAGCUGUGGCCAACCUUCGUGGAGAUAUAGAAAGGUUUUGGACACAGUUUGGUUUUUUGGUGGAAAUUUCCUCAGCUGUGUUCUUUUUUACUGACUACAUCAGUGAGAAGGAAUGGGACUUGCUAAUGUUUUUAGGAGAAGAUGUCAUUGAAAGAUGCUACUUUGUCCUCAGUCCCCAGGCCAAGGAGAGUGAAGAGGCUCAGAUUUUCCAAAGGAUCCUCAAAUUGAGGCCAUCACAGCUGUUGUUUUGGGAAGGGGAGGAAGCUGGGGACAGGAGGAAGAAUCUGGAGGCCCUUCAAGCUGCCCUCCAGGAAGCAAUGUCUUCUUCACUCAGAUGUGUGUCCAUAGAAGAAAUGGCCUCUCUGGCUAGGGAGUUGGGGAUCCAGGUAGACCAAGACUUUGAGAUUACUCAAGGGAUUCAAGUUUCUCCUGGAACAGCUGAAGAUGAAAACCAACAAAGACAUAGUUGGACAUCUGAAAGUCAUUCUCAGUUGCCUGCAAGAGAGCCUGGAGCUCAAGGUGAGGGCAACCAGAGUGCUCAGAAUUUUCAUCAGACUCCAGUAUUAAUGCCUCAUUUAGUACACCCAUGGCCUCUGCCUAUCAAAGUUGAAAGUAACUUUUACAAUGCUUCCUUCAAAGCCCCCUGGGUUAUGGGUACCCACUUGGGGUCAGUGCAGAGAGCUAAGUGGUUCUGCCCUUUGCCCCUUCAAAAUCCAGGGGUCCAUAGCACAAAUAAAACUUUUGGUCUUCAAUACUUCCAACCCCAGAGAUUUUAUUCAGGUGAAAGAUUCCUGAAAUUUUCAAGACCUUUUUGGGGACAUCGCCUGAAUAGAGCAUAUGGGAGAUCACAAAGACCCACUUCUCAGCAUGUAUGGACCUGUCCUGAGAGACUGCAAACAGUGGGAGCUCCUCAAAGGUCUGGGGCAGUGGUCUCCCAUGUAGGUCACUUAUAUUCGCUGGGUUCACAGAUAGGAAGAACAGUAGGGAAGCCACAGCCUGGGAAUACCCAGGCCCCAGGAACUCAGCUAACUGGAAAAGUUAUGAGAACAUCUCAUGUUAAACAUCCUUACCCUCAGUCCUUUCAGCCAACAGGAUCCAUAGAAGAAAAACAAAGGCCUGCUUUUCACCAAAGAGCCCAAAUGAUGUCACACAAAAUGCCUUCAGAUCCAGCUUUUCAACCAAGAUCUCAGUCCAUGUCUGGAAGUAAACUUUCACCCAGCUCUCAGUUCAACCCUCAUCAACCCAAAUCCCAGGGCAAACACUUCCAGCAUAAGCCCUUCCAACCGGUGCCCUAUCAGACAAAACCCACUCCUCCCCAGCCCUCCCAAGCUAAACCCUCCCCAUCCAAACCCACUCAUCCUCAGCCCUUCCAAGCUAAACCCUCCUCCUCCAAACCCACUCAACCCCAAUCACAUAGACCUCAUCAGCCCCAGUCUAAGCCUUCUCAGACUAGACCCACUCAACCUACAUCGUCCCAGUCCAAACCUUCACAGGCCAAAAUCUACCACCCAAGAGCAGGGCCUAAGAGAACAGGGAAGCAUUGAAGUAUGUACUCCUGAGAACAGUGAAAUAUGUUCUUUUAAUUGGUCAGACCUAUCACAUAGUAACCCAGAGUUGCAGUGGAGGAAAAGGACUGCUGUCAUUUGCAAGACAAAGACAAAAGUAUAUGUGAAGCCUAAUUGGAUAGUAAAAACCUAAAUGUAGAAAAGUGUGAAAGCAAUUAAGAGUAGGGUCUAACAUCGAGCCACCAAGAUCAGUCAGAAGUCCAGCAGGUGGCAAUAAUUGGACUCCAUGGGGUACAAGAAAAAAAAGGGGCCAUGUUGGGGGGGUGUCAGGGGGAGUUGGAGGUGGGUAUGAUAGAUGUAUACAGUAUGAAAUUGUCAAAGAGUAAAUAGAAGGUAAAGAAGAAUAGGGUCAAACAGUACAUAAUCAAAUGAACUCCACCUUCAGUACUAGGUAGUGUACACUUUGAAUUGGGGGGAUGGAGUCUAUGAGAUAGCCCUGAAUGGCGUGGCAACGGAUGGAACUACAGUGUAAUUGCAAAGUGGUAAAUGAAGCUCAGGUCACCUUGGGUUAAAGAAAAGCUGCCUCAGAGGUGCCUUGCUUUCUAUUUUCCAUUAUCUGCCACUGAGCAGGUAUCCUGCGUCAUUUGUCUUUAAAUCAACUUGCUUGUGGUACUAGCCCCAAUUUUCAUGGCUGAUAAGACUAUCUCAUUUAGCCCUUACACGUAGAAAAUGAAUGUCCAAUAAAAUUCAUUUUACAUUAAUUUUAGGGAUUAUUUAUGUGUUUUUCAUGCUUUAAGUAUAUAUAAUAGUUAAAAUUUAGUUCAUUAGAGGAUCUGAUAUUAUUAAAUGCUUAAUGAUUUGAUUAAAAAUGUGUUACUGAGUUUUUAAUUUUAGAUUUAAAAUUACGUUGAAAAGAUAAGAUAAAUUUGCAAAGUUUAUAGGUAUUAUG
Nannospalax galili (Upper Galilee mountains blind mole rat) is the source of this 4288-nucleotide messenger RNA. It is a transcript of the gene Card6, whose product is annotated as caspase recruitment domain family member 6. Lineage: Eukaryota; Metazoa; Chordata; Mammalia; Rodentia; Spalacidae. The record is from RefSeq and is a predicted model, not a curated record. Bases 274 to 3378 code for a protein of 1034 amino acids. The transcript has 5 exons. Gene Ontology annotation, biological process: regulation of apoptotic process.